AUGCACUCGGCAUGUGACAAAGUGGAUUUUCUUUCUCCUUGGCAAGCACUUCAAGAUGCAGAGGAUUUGGCGGUGGAUGUGGGUUUCGACACCGCCUUCAGACCUGAGGAUUUGCGUAUGGCCAAGCCGAAGCGCAGGCAUUACCGAACUUCUUUUUCUGAUUUGAUCGAGCUUUGCAUUCUUGAUGACUUGACAUCCCCAAUGACCAGUUUCACUAUGCAUCAGACAGCCUUCGAGGCUUGGACUAGCAAGCCAUGGUCGCUGAAUUCUUCGCACCAGCUGUCUCAAUCCCCCAGCAGGACCGUUUCCUGCAGUGUUCCGGAUGCUCCGAUUUCACUUAUGCAAAUUUCUCAAGUUCGUCAUGAAUUGCCUCCACCCGCUUGGAUUCGAGUUCCCAGCAAUCCUGUUCAGACUGCUGCUGGAGGCGCUCACAUACCCGUUGCAGCAGUUGAGGACCGCGACACGCUCAUUGAUGAGGUUGACACUGGGUCGCAAGCAGCAGAGUCCUCGUCGUCAUCCCAUACCAUGCGAGCUGUUUAUUUGCAUCAUUUGGAAGAUCCAGUCGUUUUUGGCCGUAUUGACUGGACUGACUAUGAUUGCAUGAUGGCAGAUGCUGCAAGACUCAUGAAUGUGGAAGUUGACGACAUUGUUGCACUUUAUGAGAUCAAUGUCCAGCUUCCUGACCUUCCUGAUGAUGUUACCCCUUUGAUCGUCCAUCUGGAAGCAGACAUGGAACCAGGAGAACCUAGCCGUCUUUGCUUGGUUGACUAUGAGAUGCACGGAAAUACAUUGGAGGCUCACUAUCAGACUGCCCCGGUGGUUGACCGGAGAGUGCUGGUCACCCCAAUUCCUGCCUCAAUGCAAGCCAUCUUCGUACGUGCUGGAGUCGAUGUCUACUGUCAUCUGGAAGAUGAUCGAUGUCUUCUUUUUCACAAUCAUCAACCAGUUCUUUCACAGCAUCAUCCUUUACUACGACCUACACAUGGUGAUUACCUCAAGCUCGUGGUUCCUCCAUCACUGUAUUGUGAUGAGCCCACACAGCCGCUUCUGGCCCGGCGACAACAGCAUAACGAGCUCACCUUUGGCAAUUCCCCCAGUUGGUCCGAAAGUUCUGGAUACUCGCCCAGCCUGCUUGAUCCUUCGGAACUUCGUGCACAACUUGGAAUCCAAGAUCCUGCGGACAUUGCACUGUUGCAAAUUUCAGUUGACUUGAAUACGGUUGAGACCUUGGGUGCUAUUUGUCGGCAACCAUUGUGCCUACCACCCCAGUUGGAGAAUACUCAGUCAUCUGAUCGCAUAUGUCCUGUACCACACUCCAAAUUUAGCUUUACGGAGGAGUUCCUCAGAGCCGUCAAUGCCAUGAGCACCGCCGCAGAAAACUUGCCAGAAUUUCAAGAAGAUGCUUUUGAGUUGGACACUUUGGCUCCCUGGGUACAAGAGCUGCAUGAGCAUUGGGAUCGCUUGGCCACCAUCGGCCCGGGAGCUGUCGAACGCCUUGGUCGCUUAGAGACCUGGUUCACUGACCAUCUGAGUUACCAGAGAUGCCACCACACUCGCAUCGCUAUUCUUGACGCAUCCGGUCAGAUCAUUGGCCAACUCAUUGUGGUGCAACGCCCCCAGAGGUUCCAACGUUCCAUUGUGCUGUCUAUUUAUGAUAGCGAGUACGACCGCGGCCUUGCACAUUCACUGGCGAUGGUGAUGGGUGACCGCAUUGACCUCCUGUCGGUGAUGAUUAUGGCGGAACUGACUGAGGAGUGUCCCCCUGAGGCGUCCCGCAAUGAAUGUUCGCUCUGGUUCGGGGCUCGGCAGUUCGCUCCCAAUGAACGUGCCUAUGCACGCCAUGGUCAUGCAUUCAGGCUUGUGUUGAAUCGCGCUCAAGGGCCCCCACCUCCAAGGCCUGUGGUCACCAAUCUGGCACAACGCCAGGCACAACUGGCUCAAAAUUCGGCUUCUCCACCAUUUUUGGGCGCAGAGGAAGCAGCACCUACUUGGUUGGUUGAAAUGUCGCGAGCCUUUCCUGACGGAGCGGCAGUGGAACGAGAAGAUGAAGGGCCCGUUGCAUAUCUUACCACUUGGUUUCUUCAUGUUGCCCUUCGGCCUAGCUGCGUGCAAAACAGAGUUGUGCGUCUCAGAGACCAACCUUGGAUGUGGCAUCGGACAUUGAUUGAACGCUGGGGAGAUCACUUUGAUAGCACACUUCCCGUUCAAUUCUUUUGGGUUGCACCUAUGCCUCCUUCCUCAUUGACGCAGCAUACCCUUGGUCAUGUGUUGAUUGCGCAGGGACUCCCAGUGGACCAAGUUGCUGCGUUGCUCACCACGCGUGUGCGUGAUGAUGAAGGCCAAGCCCUACACCAUGUUGCUACAUUUUUGCCCGCCCAUGUCUCGGCAGAAAUGGUCGUCGAAAUUUUGGAGCUUCCCGGGCCUCUUCGGCGAUUCCCUCGUAGAGUAGGAUUUGGACAAGAAUACUUUGCUCCGCAUGCCUUGCAGCAGAUCCAAUCUGGAAGCUCCAUUGUUGUGGAUGUCUUGGGAAGUCAACGAUUCGCCCAACCUUCUACAUCAUCGACUGAUGAGGCACUCAACUUGGUUCAGAUCAAGGUUCGCUGUACCCAGGCACCUCAUCCUGAAGAGCUUCCACCUCUUGAGACAGCUGCUGCUGAGCCUGCAGUGCCUAUGCAAGAACCAGCAGAAGCUUUUCAGCCAAGGGUCACGUUGAACCUGACUGCUUGCUUGGCUGACAACUUCGUGUACAAGGAAGAACAGUAUUCCUUUCCUGAAGUGGCUUACAUGCAGGUCCCCAAUUGGCCAUCCUUCUUUGCCAGAGUAUUGCCCUCUCCGACUUUCAUACCGGAGGGCCUCAAGCUGCACCCUUCCACUUACUUCGCUCUUGCGUCCCCAGCAGAAUUUCAAGAAGUUUCUCUGUGUGACUGCAUAGCUUUGUACGUUGAUGGUGCGGCGGAUGGCAUCAAGGCCGCGUGGAGCAUCGUCGUUGUCCAUUUUGACUCAGAUGGUUUGCCGUCUCUUCAAGGGUGCAUUGCUGAUCAAGUCGUGAUUGACACCACGCAUGACAAGUGGCUUGGCGCCAAUUGCCCUGACAACAUUGCCGCAGAGGUGACUGCAGCUUGUGCUGCCAUGGCUGCGUGCUUAGGGAUGGAACAACACCUCCACAUUGUCAUUCGACCAGAUUUGAAGCUCAGCGCCAAACUGGCUACCCAUCAGUGCGAAAUGAAGCAGGAUCAUGGAUGUGCCUUCUGCACGAAUCCUUUGCCUGGUUGGCGCGAUUUAGCCAUCGCCAUUUUGGCCUCACCUCCGAUUCUACGUGGAUUGAUUGGGUCACAGUUGUUCAACUUGACUCACGAUGGAAGGGCCAUUUACGCCGAGCCGAACGAGCCUGCAGAGCCUACCAUCAGGAGAUGUUGCCUCAUUCUUCUUCUGACGUCUCUGCGGCCUCUUCUGAGCUUUGCUUCAUUAUGCAUUCUGUUAAAGGUGAAGAACACGGACACCAUGGAUGCUUUUCAAUGGCGGGUCUUUCGAAUGAAACCCACCACCUUGAUGCUCGUACGACUUCCGUGGCUGCGAUGUCAAAUUCAAGCGCUAGGUCCCAUUCCGCACCCAGUUGCUGUAGCAAAGCCAGAUUGGCCGCUCUUCAUGGUUCUUCUGGCGCUGCUGGAAGAGUUGGAGGAGCAGCUGGGCGCCACGAGCCGGGAGGCAUUGCCGAAAAACCAACGCGGUGCGUUGGAAGCUCCAUCUGCACGAUAUGCCCUGCAUAGGCUUUUCAACAAGCGCCAUGGCUGGCAAAUCAAAGGACUGGAAACUGCUGGAGGCACCUGGGACUCGGAAUCUCCAGUGGUGGCCAUGGGCGAUCGCGUUCCGCCGCAGAUGCGCGAGCUUCUUGAGGAGCGCUUGGGAUCCUAUGGCCUUACUUUACAUGAACUUGCGGUGCUGGCUGCCACGAUGGAAGGGAUGUUUGAACAAGAUGUGGAGCAGCGCCUACGCAUUGUUUAUGCUGAGAAGAACUUGGCAGCAGAGGAGAAGGUCUAUUGGGACCAGGCGAUGUCCGUGAUGUGGAGCUACGUCGCAGCCUUUAUUACUGGGACACCCGUGGAAUCCUUGAGCCCAGGUGAUGUGAGGCGAGCCACUCAUCAAUUUGCCAUGAGGUUUCCACGUCAUGUGGAAGCAAAGACCCUACUGAUUGACAUCACCCAGGAGGUGAGAAUAGCCUGGGACUUCGCGCUGCUGCAAAAGAUCCUCUCGAAGUUCGGCCAACGCCUGGGUGCGUUGGAAGACACCGAGUGCAAGGUGAUGAAGAACAAGAUGACAUCCCUGGAAGAUGAGUAUGGAAGUGGAGCGGUACGGCUUGGCGACUUCUAUGGAGACAAGGCCGAGUAUCACUUCACCGAGGCUCCCUCCUUCCUACGCCGCAACGGCGUGUUGGACGAGUCCGUUCCGGAGGAUCCCAAGGUGUUAAUCCCCAACUAUUUGGCGAACCCAUCCAACUGCGUCACCCCUGCUGGUUACUACAGCAUUUGCUGCUUCGACGAGUGCGAGAGCUUGAUGGAUCAGGUAGAGAAAAGCUUGGCAGCGCCUAUGGGUACCGCCGAGCAGAUCGCCAUGGUGGUCUCUGGCUUGGGCUCCGCGUCCCAACCAGCCAACCGCACGUUGUCCGCCCGUCAGCUGGGUCUUCUCGACGAUGUGGCGGCACACCACGGUGGCAUGGUGCCGAUUCAUGGUCGUCUCUUUGCACAGUGGAUGCAUGAAGCCUAUCCGCGAGAGUGCAGCUACCCCUCCAUCGGAGAGCGCCUCCGCCAAGUCGAAGACGUUGAACACGUGGAGGUUGAAGAGAAGAAGAAAUACAUGCUGAUCGCAAAGGAACAGAAGGAGAAGGGCCAAACCACCACCACCAGCACCAAGUGGGUCUGGAAGGAGGAAUUGGUGGAUCAGAAGGCCUUCGAAUUUCAUGUGAAGUCGUCCUUGAGGAGUGACAUCACCAUCUUCAGCGCCCUGGGUUUCAUGGGCAUGGCCUGUGCCAAGCUGUUGGUGGGCCCUAGGCUGGACAAGCAGAAGUUGAUCUGA
Molecule: messenger RNA, 5070 nt
Organism: Cladocopium goreaui
Lineage: Eukaryota; Dinophyceae; Suessiales; Symbiodiniaceae
Source: the annotation of a GenBank genome assembly